This is a messenger RNA of Rattus norvegicus (Norway rat), 1291 nucleotides long. The record is from RefSeq and is a predicted model, not a curated record. NCBI's taxonomy places the organism in Eukaryota, Metazoa, Chordata, Mammalia, Rodentia, Muridae.
ACAUCCUUACUCAGUGUGCUUAACAGUCACUUCUGUUGGGAGUCUAACGAGGACUUUACUGCCACAAGUCUACAGAGACAUAGGCUUUCCAGAGAUUUUCUUUUUCUCCUUUUUCUUCUGCUUUACAAGACUCUCAGAAAAACAGCUUCCUUGUCUUCCUAGGACAUGGCUGGACUGAGUGGUGCUGGAGCUUACAUGGAGUACACAGAGUGUGCUGCACCAAGAAGAAAGGACUUGACAAAUUCUCUUGAACAAAAGAUAAAGUGCUUGGAAAAACAGAGACAAGAGCUCCUGGAUGUCAAUCAACAAUGGGACCAGCAAUUUCGAAAUAUGAAAGAGUUAUAUGAAAGAAAGGUCCUGGAGCUAAAAUCUAAACUGGCGGCCGCAGAAAAUACUCACACCCUGGAGAAGAAACCGAAGCAAAGUGUGACAGAGGGCGACAGGCAGCUCGAGAAGGAAAAAGACAUCUUAAGGAAAGAAUUACAAGCACUGAAGAAGGAGAACAAGCUGUUGAAGGAAAACAAUGCUGUGGCCAAUCGGAAGAAAGAGCACUAUGCCUGUGAAAUCAAACGCCUCAAUAAGGUUCUUCAGGAUGCCUUGACAAUCGGGAGCUCUUUGCAUUCUGAGGACUUAGGGAAGUGUAAAUGCAGGGGCAGCCAUGCAGAGAUGAGAACAGAGGUGGAAUGUCACAAACAGCAGCCAGACUAUCAGUGGAAUGCUCUCAACCAGCUUCCUCCACAUGUACAGCAUAAGGCACAUGGUUUCUCCUCAGAAAGCAAAUUCAACCUGUAGAAUUACAUUAGCAGAGAAGAGAAGAAGGCUGUGAGCUCUCGGUUGUGACCGCUUUGCUUCUUCAGGACAGCUGUGAACAUUCUCCUUCGAGAUCUGCUCCCAGUUACCUUCACUGUGGCCCUUAAAGAGGAAAAGUCAGGACCAGCGGGACACAGUACAACUCCACAGACAAAUCAAGCUUCUCUCCUCAAGUGACACAGGACAGAUGAUUACACACUGUUCACAACUCUCUUCAACUAACUACUGAUGCAUUUGCAAAGAUGACUCCAGGAUUAACAUGAGUCCAGCUCUGGUGCCAUGACACUGUAUACUUAUUCAGAACAUGCAGAUCUUAAGCCAGACACAGUGGCCCAUCUGCUAAUUCCAUGGGAAGUUGCCACAGGAGGAUUGCAGUGAUUUCAAGGCCAGCCUGGGUUACCACACAAAUGCCACAGAAGCCAAUUUCUGCAUCUUAAAAAAAAGUAAUAAUAAACUGUGUAGUCCCUAGGAGAAAAACCUA